Messenger RNA from Mollisia scopiformis, 1019 nucleotides. RefSeq lists its product as uncharacterized. Lineage: Eukaryota; Fungi; Ascomycota; Leotiomycetes; Helotiales; Mollisiaceae. The transcript is spliced from 2 exons. The coding region runs from base 23 to 826 and encodes 267 amino acids. The record is from RefSeq and is a predicted model, not a curated record.
UCAUCUCUCGUCUUGCCUCAUGAUGCAUUUUCUAAACCGCUUGUGGGCGGGAGCGCUCGUUGUUCUUUUAGGGUCUUCAUAUUCGAACGCUAGCCCUGGACCUAUUCAGUUACUAGGUCGAGAUCAUAGUCAGACUCGGGUUAUUGCAGGCGUAACUAUUCCGGACACGCCUGUUGUACGUGCCGCACAAGCUUAUGCUCGCGCUCACGCCGACGACAUGACCUACAACCACGUCAUGCGCUCUUGGCUCUUCGGCGCAAUAAUAAUCAGCAGAUCGAAAGACAGCGUAGCCAUAGACCCAGAAGUCCACGCUGUCGCCGCUCUUCUCCACGAUUUAGGCUGGGAUAACACCGGUGAACUCGUGUCACCUGACAAGCGCUUCGAAGUUGACGGUGCACUUGCCGCUUGGAACUUCAUUGAGUCCUCCGUGCACAAUGGGACUAUUCAUAGCCAUGACUGGGAUGACGACCGAAAAUGGCUUGUUUGGGAUGCCAUUGCACUACACACAACACCCACGAUUUUCGCGUACAAGCAGCCCCUGGUAUUCCUGACGGCAGCUGGCAUAAACGCCGAUUUUCACGGUCCUGAAAGCGACUUGUCAGGCUUAAUAACUUGGAACGAUUACUACCAGGUCAAGGCAGCAUUUCCCAGACUUGAUCUUGCAUCAGGUGUGUCCAAAAUCAUUUGCGGAUUUGCGAGGAAUAAGCCUGCGACUACAUAUGAUAAUUUUAUGAUGCAAUUUGGCAUUCGUUAUGUAGCGAAUUACUCUCAAAAUUCUGUGGGGCAUCUAGGUAUCGAUGAAGUUGAGAACGCUCUUCCCAACUGAAGUUGGUAGACAUUUGGUGGGGAAUAUCUAAGUGCAGUACCAGGGGUUGAUAUUCCAGGGUCGGGGUUGUAGUUUAAAAAGAGUAAUUUUCAUCAGGAAUGGCAGAUGACGCAUUGAAGGCGAAGGGGCGCGAGCAAUUAUCAAGGUCUGGUGUUAAUGGCAAUUGCAUUUCUGACUUCUAAGAGCGCGCUCC